CUCGACCCUGGAGGACGAAGGAAAGUUAGUGAAGGUUGACCACGCUCUAGAAGUAGUGCCGCUUCAGGUUUGGGAGAACCGUUUUCAACUACUCCUUCAUCCUAUACUAAGUACUGAGGAAAACUAAGCGGAGAAAGGACAUGUAAGGAGCGUCCGGGGGGGAAGGCAAACACUGGCCUGAGCCUGGUCCUUGGAAAUCAACUGACAACAGGAAGGAAGUUUAUUAACCCCUCCGCUCCCCCUCCUUUUUCCCGGGGUGAGAAUCGGCUCCUCCUCCUCCUCCUCCCAGUCUUGCGACCCCGGUGUAAAAUGCAACCAGCCGCCUGCUUUCCGCACCCCGCGCGUGGCUCCCAGCAGAGGAAGAGGCAGGAGCGGAGGCUGCCGCCCAAAGCCGAGUGGAACGAGUCCAUCCGACCGGCGUGAACAUCCCAGGCGAGACAGCCUGCACCCCGCGACAUACGCUCCGGCGGGGCACCUUACGCGAACCGUUUCUCAGCCGCUCUGCAGAAUUGGUACUCGGCACAGCAACUCCUAGCCUGAUCCCCUAGCCCCACUGUGCCCCCAACCCCGGUGCUUAGGGCAGGUGGUGCAAACGCCCCCGCCCUCGGGCGCCUCCUGCCGGGGAGAAGGAAGGCGGCCGGCGCUGAGCAGUCGGGCGCGGGGCGGGGAGAGAACUCCGGGGCCGGGAAGAAGCCGGGAGCUUCCCUGAUGGUGCCGCCGCCUCCGAGCCGGGGAGGAGCGGCGAAGGGGCAGCUAGGCAAGAGCCUGGGUCCGCUGCUGCUGCUCCUAGCUCUAGGACACACGUGGAGUUACCGAGAGGAGUCCGAGGACGGCGACAGAGAAAUCUGCUCGGAGAAUAAAAUCGCCACGACCAGAUACCCAUGUCUGAAGCCUUCAGGCGAGCUCACCUCGUGCUUCAGGAAGAAGUGCUGCAAAGGGUAUAAAUUUGUCCUUGGACAGUGCAUCCCAGAAGACUAUGAUGUGUGUGCUGAGGCUCCCUGUGAACAGCAGUGCACAGAUAACUUUGGCCGCGUGUUGUGUACGUGUUACCCAGGAUACCGCUAUGACCGGGAGAGACACCGGAAGCGGGAGAAGCCCUACUGCCUGGACAUUGACGAGUGUGCCACUAGCAAUGAGACUCUGUGUGCACACAUCUGCAUCAACACCUUGGGCAGCUACCGCUGUGAGUGCCGGGAGGGCUACAUCCGGGAGGAUGACGGGAGGACGUGCACCAAGGGGGACAAGUACCCCAAUGACACUGCCUCCCAAACAGCCCGGAACCCAUCUCCUCUCUCAGGGCGGGACGAGAAGGCGGAGAAUGCGGUGAGAGCCAGCACCUGCUGUGCCACCUGUAAGGAGCUGCACCAGAUGAAGCAGACGGUGUUGCAGCUGAAGCAGAAGAUCGCCCUGCUCCCCAACAGCGCUGCCAGCCUAGGCAAGUACAUCACUGGUGACAAGGUGCUGGCCUCAAACGCCUACCUUCCAGGACCUCCUGGCCUGCCUGGUGGCCAGGGCCCUCCUGGCUCACCAGGACCAAAGGGGAGUCCAGGCUUCCCAGGUAUCCCGGGACCCCCCGGGCAGCCCGGCCCCCGGGGCUCAAUGGGACCCAUGGGACCGUCUCCUGAUCUGUCCCACAUUAAGCAAGGCCGGAGGGGCCCUGUGGGCCCACCAGGUGCCCCAGGAAGAGACGGUUCUAAGGGGGAAAGAGGAGCACCUGGCCCCAGAGGGUCUCCAGGACCCCCCGGCUCUUUUGACUUCCUCCUGCUCAUGCUCGCGGACAUCCGCAACGACAUCACCGAGCUGCAGGAAAAGGUGUUCGGGCACCGGACUCACUCUUCCACAGAGGAGUUCCCUUUACCUCAGGAAUUUUCCAGCUACCCAGAGACCUCAGACUUGGGCUCUGGAGACGACGACCCAAAAAGAACGGAGAGGAGGGACUUGGGAGCCUCCAGAGACUUUUAUCCUUAGCACAGCCUUGACAUCUUCUCACCCAAGAAACGGAAGAGUGUUUCCUUCUGCAGUUAAGUCACCCGAAGAGCAAAACAAAACAAAACACGCCUGGUGGCCCAGAAGAGAUCAAUUUUUAUUUUCUUCUUUCUUUUCCUGCCUUCUCCCUGCUUCUUUUCUUCCAAAUACUAUUUUCAGAGUCCCCCGCUAGACAUGCUAAAGACAUGAGGGAGUAAAUGGUUGACUUAUACGCUUC
Phacochoerus africanus (Common warthog) is the source of this 2203-nucleotide messenger RNA. It is a transcript of the gene CCBE1, whose product is annotated as collagen and calcium binding EGF domains 1. The transcript is spliced from 11 exons. Bases 709 to 1968 code for a protein of 419 amino acids. The record is from RefSeq and is a predicted model, not a curated record. NCBI's taxonomy places the organism in Eukaryota, Metazoa, Chordata, Mammalia, Artiodactyla, Suidae. Gene Ontology annotation, molecular function: calcium ion binding.